AUGGGAUCAACAGCCAAUUCUCUCGUGCUGGAGCCGGCUACCCCGGAAGACGUCCCUGCGAUCACAGAGGUGUGGUUCGCUGCGUUGACACAGCCAGUGAUUGGGCACCUAUUUCCCAACACCCUCGGUAUGCACAAGUGGCACCAGGACUGGCACCAUGGCGACUUUCAGACGAAGCCGUACCAAAAGUACCUGCGCGUGGUUGACGUCAACUCGAAGGAUGAGCAAAGCCGAUCGCGGCUAGUUGCCUUUGGCAAAUGGGACCUGUCCAUGCCCGAAGAGCGAGGUCGUCGCUUUUCGCAUUGGCAUGCGGACUCACCUUUUCAGGAAUGCGAGGACUUCAUUUCAGCGCUCGAGAAGGAGAGGAAGCGCGUUUACCGCUCCGCACGAAUUUUCGAACUGUUCGAAAUUCGCGAAUUUCGUCGAAUCGAAUCGAAUUCGAACCUUGGUUUUUGGGCUUCGAAUCUAUGGGCGAUUCGAUUCGUCAAAAUUCGCGAAUUUCGAACAGGUUCGCGAACUAUUAUCUAG
Messenger RNA from Penicillium canescens, 528 nucleotides. RefSeq lists its product as uncharacterized. The transcript has a single exon. NCBI's taxonomy places the organism in Eukaryota, Fungi, Ascomycota, Eurotiomycetes, Eurotiales, Aspergillaceae. The record is from RefSeq and is a predicted model, not a curated record. Bases 1 to 528 code for a protein of 175 amino acids.